Molecule: messenger RNA, 910 nt
Organism: Baudoinia panamericana UAMH 10762
Lineage: Eukaryota; Fungi; Ascomycota; Dothideomycetes; Mycosphaerellales; Teratosphaeriaceae
Exons: 1
Coding region: 446-736 (96 amino acids)
Source: RefSeq, a predicted model, not a curated record
AAUGAAGCCGACGGCAAUCCCUACGCUAGGGCGAAACUCGUGUUAAUCCAGCAUACAGUAUAUGCUUAGCAAGGUUGAGCAUGCCGCUAGAACCAACCCGCGCCGUGCAACCGCUACGCAACCCUGAACCAAUGAUAUUCGUGAGUUGUGAGGGUGACGGCGACCUUUCCUUGCGCACUACGCGUUCAAGCAUUCGGAGAGCAUGCUCCAUUGCAGCGCUGCACAUAUCUGCACAGCACCAAAAAUGAGAACUACCUGAUGACCUAACCGGACGAACAUCUCAAGUACAUUCUAUCGAGAUACGCACCUUGCGGCACUGCAAGUGCUCGUGCAGCGUCAAUAGACGAAUCAUGCUGCAGAUGGUGAAGCUGGGGACAGCUGCCACGAACAUUGAUUCGAUUGAGGUUCAGGAACCCAUCUCGAGUCUGGAGGCGCGACAGACGCAAUGCACCCGAUUUUAACCAAGCGAAGGUGUCGAGCAUGCUGUGUGUGUCUGUACUGUGCCGUCCAUCGGCCAAUGGUCGGAACGCUACCAGAGAGUGCAGGACGGCUAAUGCACUUACUAGUUAAGUGCUGUACUUGCUCAGUUCAUGUAGCAUAUCCUUGCGUGAAGAAUGCAAACGCUUCGCCAGGCAAUAACUUGGCAUGCAUCUCUCCGGCCCGCUUCGUGUACCUGCAAGAUGCCGUGCGGAAGGAUGAGCUUAAGAAUCAAGUCUAUCUCGAUGCAUAUCCUUGACACAUCUGGAGCUGUGGGCGCAAAGCAGCUAAGAUCCUGGACAACAUGCAAUGGCAAUGUGUUGACGGCAUGCUAGUGGCCUGCGUAUGGCCAGCGUCUAUGUGUGGAAUCACAUGUACGUGGUGAUCGUGGCCUAGCCCAGCAAUAGUGAAUCGCCGAAUCACCACGAACUGG